GUGCCGGCGUGGUUGGUGGUUUAUCAUACUUAAACAAACAUGAGUAAAUCAAGUGAACCAUCGCAAGCCAAAGAGGCAGUUUUACAAGAAAGUUCUAAAUUACCGGAUGAUACGCCUGUGGUUACAGGCUAUGAUUGGAAUAAAGGUUUGGAUUAUGAAGCCCUAUUCCAGACCUAUGCACACUUCGGGUUCCAGGCCACAAACCUAGGACACGCGAUUAACGAGGUACAUGAAAUGAUAAAAUGCCGUAUGAAGCCGUUAGACGACGAGAAAUUAGAUGAAUACGAAGAAGACGAAUUCAUUAAACGUAAAUCUAAUUGUACGAUUUUCCUGGGAUACACUUCGAAUAUGGUGUCCUGUGGUGUAAGAGAAUCCAUACGCUUUCUAGUACAACACAAACUAAUCGACUGUAUAGUGACCACAGCUGGUGGUGUCGAAGAGGAUUUGAUCAAGUGCUUGGCACCAACAUACAUCGGUUCUUUCGAGCUUGAAGGCAAACGGCUUCGAGAGCAAGGUAUAAAUCGAAUCGGUAACUUGCUGGUUCCUAAUGAUAACUACUGUAAGUUUGAAAACUGGGUGAUCCCAAUACUAGACGAAAUGCUAGCAGAGCAACAAUCACACGGAAUACUUUGGACACCUUCAAAAGUUAUCCAGAGACUAGGAGAAAAAAUAAACAAUGAAAAUUCAAUAUAUUACUGGGCUGCUAAAAACAAAAUACCGGUAUUUAGCCCCGCCUUGACAGAUGGCAGCCUUGGAGAUAUGAUGUAUUUUCAUUCGUUUCGUAACCCAGGACUUGUAUUGGAUAUUAUUUCCGAUUUAAGGCGUUUGAACACAAUGGCAGUAAAGGCCAACAACUCCGGGAUGAUUAUUAUAGGUGGUGGAGUGAUCAAACACCACAUUUGUAAUGCCAAUCUAAUGCGGAAUGGAGCAGAUUAUUCCGUUUUCAUCAACACUGCCUCCGAGUUUGAUGGUAGCGACAGUGGAGCAAGGCCGGAUGAGGCUAUCUCAUGGGGUAAGAUUAAAAAAGAUGCCACACCAGUUAAAGUUUAUGCCGAAGCUAGUUUAGUAUUUCCAAUUUUAAUAGCAGAAACGUUUGUUAAACAUUAUUUUAAGAAUAACAAAGUGAUUUAA
Molecule: messenger RNA, 1131 nt
Organism: Sabethes cyaneus
Lineage: Eukaryota; Metazoa; Arthropoda; Insecta; Diptera; Culicidae
Product: probable deoxyhypusine synthase
Exons: 2
Coding region: 40-1131 (363 amino acids)
Biological process (GO): peptidyl-hypusine biosynthetic process
Cellular component (GO): cytoplasm
Molecular function (GO): deoxyhypusine synthase activity
Source: RefSeq, a predicted model, not a curated record